This is a messenger RNA of Anopheles cruzii, 2347 nucleotides long. RefSeq names its product serine/threonine-protein kinase grp (gene grp). The record is from RefSeq and is a predicted model, not a curated record. Gene Ontology annotation, molecular function: ATP binding; protein serine/threonine kinase activity; tau-protein kinase activity. Gene Ontology annotation, biological process: DNA damage checkpoint signaling; protein phosphorylation; microtubule cytoskeleton organization. Gene Ontology annotation, cellular component: cytoplasm. Lineage: Eukaryota; Metazoa; Arthropoda; Insecta; Diptera; Culicidae. Bases 1 to 1521 code for a protein of 506 amino acids. The transcript has 6 exons.
AUGUCAGCGGCAGUAGUACAGUCGGGCGCGUCGCAGAACGCAGGUGUCCGAGAGUUUGUCGAAGGCUGGACACUGGGACAAACGCUAGGCGAAGGUGCUUACGGAGAGGUAAAGCUGCUCAUCAAUCGCCAGUCGGGAGAAGCGGUCGCGAUGAAGAUGGUCCACCUGCGAAACCCGGCGCACCCGGACGCCGAAAGUUCGGUGAAGAAGGAGGUGUGCAUACAGAAAAUUCUGCAGCACCCAAACAUCCUAAAGUUUUUCGGCAAGCGGACACAGGGCGACAUGGAGUACAUAUUCCUCGAGUACGCCGCCGGUGGUGAACUGUUCGAUCGCAUCGAGCCCGACGUUGGAAUGCCACUACCGGAGGCCCAACGUUACUUCAAUCAACUGUUGGCCGGAGUCGAGUACCUGCAUAUGCGAGGCGUGGCGCACCGUGACCUGAAGCCAGAAAAUUUGCUCCUGGACGAGCACGACAACGUUAAGAUAUCGGACUUUGGAAUGGCCACCAUGUUUAGAAUGAAAGGCCGGGAACGGUUGCUGGACAAAAAGUGUGGAACACUGCCGUACGUGGCCCCCGAGGUGUUGGUUAAACCGUACCGGGCAACACCGGCCGACCUCUGGUCCUGCGGGAUCAUCCUAGUCACGAUGCUUGCUGGAGAACUGCCCUGGAACCAGCCAUCGUCCGGCUGUGCCGAGUAUCUCUGCUGGAAGGACAACAAGUACACUACCUCGACGCCCUGGUGCAAGCUGGACACGCUGACGCUGUCGCUUCUGCGAAAGAUUCUGGUGCCUAAUCCGGCGCAACGAUUGACGCUGGACAAACUGCAAGACCACAAAUGGUGCCACACGCAGUUUCACUUGCAAGGUAAGCUCCUCCGGUUGCCGGAUUCAUACUUUUGCUUCCGUUCGUGUCGGCCCUCGCCUCGUGCUAAACGACUGUGUUCGAAUCAGGACAUUUCAACGCCCCUGGACGACUCCACGUCGCGCAUGUGCCAAUCGCAGCCAGUGCCAACGAUGGUACACACCGAGCGGGAGGUACACGGCGUCGAGGAGGCCAUCGAGGCCCGCCACGGUUUCUGCUUCUCGCAGCCGACCAUGCUGGACGAUCUGAUACUGUGCACCCAGCUGAACCCGACGCAAAGUGUCGGCACGCAGCAGCAGCAGUCGCAGAACUCCUUCCAGCGGCUGGUCCGGCGGAUGACGCGCUUCUUCGUGUCGACGCGCUGCGACGAAACGCUGAAGCGUCUCUCGGCCGCCCUCGAGAAGCUGGGCUACGGGUGGAAGUCGAACGACGAGGGAAUCAUCACCAUUUCCACGAUCGACCGGCGGAAGGUACAGCUCACCUUCAAGGCGAACAUCGUCGAGAUGGACGGCAAAAUACUGUGCGACUUUCGGCUCUCGAAGGGCUGCGGGUUGGAGUUCAAGCGGCGCUUCAUCAAAAUCAAGCAAUGUCUCGCGGACAUUGUGCUCAAGGGACCGGUAACGUGGCCGAUCGCGAUCGCUACCAACUCUGUGCCUUAGUGUGUCUAGAGGCGUUUUGCUUUCGUUUGUUGUGCUCUGUGAGCGCGCGAAAGGUUGUAAAGAGAUGUCGGUGUGGGUGUUUUUAAAACUUUGUAAAAUAAACGUCAAAAACAACAAGAAUCACAGCGGCGCCUAGAGAGAGGCGCGCACAGAACCACAGGUAUUUUGUUGAGCUCCAUGACGAAAGGAUGUGCGGUCGAUUAUUACAGUAUUUUCGUUGUUUCUUAUUGAACCUAGGCACGGCACGGAAAUAUGGUUUAUUGUCGUAACAUUUGAAAAACACGGAUAACAUGAUGUUUUUGUCAAUUUUAAGAACAUUGCACGAGAGCGCCAAUAUUCGUUGGUUAAGAAAGCUAUGUGGACAUACGAAUAAGAUGGAAUUGAAAAAAACAUUGGUGCUACACUUUUAAGGCGUGCGAGCGGACGGCGCUAUGGAAAACAAACAAAAGAUCGGUUUUAUCUCAUUCAAUCAGAUCGCAUAGGUGAUCGCUCUAUUGUUAAACUUGCUUUCAUGUACCUUGUCUAUCUUUUUUAUUAGAAGUUAAAAUGUAACUUGUUUCUCUUAUUCUUCUCAAUACACAGCCGUUUAAUCUCCGGCUAACUAAUGGGGAUUUAUUUCUAUUUUUAGGUGAUAAUACUUUCAUCGUUUUUUUCCUGUACUCGAACUAUACCACCAUAUAAGUCGUAAAGGUUACGAUAUGAGCUGUUCUUUCACGCAAAUCGAUUACCUAAGCUCUACGGAUUUGUUAUUGUUACUAUUCCACUAUACGUUCUCUAUCUAACGCGUGCCCUUCCUGAAUUGCGGAGGGAAGCGAUUUUCUUUUCU